CCUUCUAACGAGUAGUCAUUGUUUUUCUUUCCGUAUAAUUAGUGUUGAUUGUAAAUUCAAACUUUCAGAGAAAUUGACGUUCGAGUAGCCUAUGCAAAAUUAUAAGCAGUGCUUUUUUCCGAGAACAAGUGUGAUAAGGAUUUAUUAUGUAGCAACAACGGUAAAAGACUAGAUCCAAAGCAAACAUCCAAUAGUAUGCAGAUCCAGUAAUCAAUCUGCACAAUGAGUUCAAACCCAGAUAAAACAUACAAUACAAUGAAUAUUGAUGCAGAACAUAAACUGGACAGUCUUAGUUUGUUUCAAAAGCAAGAAGCAGCCACAAACCAAGGAAAAACAAUGUACACUGUAGACAAUUCUUAUCUUUGUACAAAACUCCGUCAGCUGAGGAAUGACACAAAACUUGCUGAUGUUCGCUUUCUCUUAAAAGAUGGCUCUGAGUUGUUAGGCCAUAAGGCUAUUGUGUGCCAGUACAGCCCUGUUGUGGCUGCCCAAGUUACUUACCUAGUAGACCACAUGGUGAUGGUGAACUGUGCAGAGUUGGACACCGAGCAAGAUAUUCUUCCACAUAUCCUCAGAUACAUACUGGAUUAUAUGUAUGGUCAGACAGUUAACAUUCCAAGUGCCGAUAUACAACAAGUAAUGAGACUGGCUAUCAAACUAGACAUGAAUGAUUUCCUACUUGAUUGUGAUUCAAGUCUCUUUCAGAACAAAUCAUCAGAUCAGACUAAACUUAAACAGCGAUUAAGAAGUCCAAAAUUAAACAAUGACAGUGCUACUGAGGUACUUGGUGAUACUAUGAAUAUAUCAAGUUGUGAUGUUAAUGUUAAGCAAGAAGUAGGACAUGAUGAAACAAUUGACUCUCAGCAGUUUUACCCCUCUGAUGAUAACACAGAGCCCCUGGAUUGUUACUACCCUCCUCCAUCCUCUGAAACUGGAAUACAGGAGGGUGAUGAUUUAGGAGAACCAGGCUGUGUGGUUAAUGUUAAACAGGAACUUGUGAAAGAGCAUGAAGACUCCUACAUUGAUGAUGGGCUGACUUACCCUAUUAGUGAUAACGCAUAUGAAGAAGAGGCUGCAAAUACAGAUUCCACCUACUCUACACGAUCAAAGAAAAGAAAACUAACAAAGAAUGCAAAGAAAAAAAGGCUUCCAGGCAGACCAUGUACAGAGUGUUCAAAAAGAUUUCCCACAUAUGCUAAGGUUGAUGAACACAAGAGGAUGGUCCAUUCAUAUGCAUCAGGUAAACAGUGUACCAAGUGUGGUGAAACAUUUGACACCUACAAGCUUGUAGCUGAACAUAAGCGAUUGGCCCAUGGACUUCUGACAUGUGAUAUCUGCUCUAAAAGCUUUUCUAAUGAACCUUACCUGGCUAGGCAUCAAAUCCUACAUACAGGGGAACGGCCAAUUAUAAUCUUGGACAAAAAAGGUGACUUAGUCUUUCAAUGUGAUUCGUGUGAUGUCCUUAUUCCUGUUGAGAAAUCAUAUGUGGCAGCAGCAUCUAUAUCAAGCCAUGCCUAUGUGAAACAUUUAAAGAUUCAUCAUGGUGAGAAACCUAUCAUUUGUAAAACUUGUGGUUCAAGAUGGUCUCAAAUGGCUGACUAUGUGUGCCACGUUUUUUCACAUACAGAAUCAAAAAUGUGGCCAUGUGAUGUUUGUGAUAAAAGAUUCGUGUCGAAUUAUGGUGUGAAAGUUCAUAAGAAGGAAGUUCAUGGAACGAAUGUUCAUAUAUGUGAAACGUGCGGGCAUAAAUUUCGGAGUUUGCAAGGUCUAGUUGGACAUUGUAAAGCCCUCCAUGUAGACCAAGACUUGAAUAUUCCAUGUGAACAAUGCCACCGGAGAUUUAAAACUGAAUUUCUGCUUAAGCGGCACUUUAGAGAGAGCCACACCAGCGUACAUCUGUGCCCAGAAUGUGGCAAUCACUUCAGUAGGAAAGUUUAUCUAGAUCAGCACAUGAGGAUUCACACUGGUGAAAAACCAUAUGAAUGUGUCGGUUGUGGAGACCGCUUUACCCAACGUGCAGGGUUAAAAUCACACAGAAAGAGCCAUCCAGCUUGCAACAAAGCUCUCAAAGAAGGCAUGCCAAAGUACAAGAUUCAUCGCACGAUGCCUUUGGUUAAAAAGAAAAAACCAGAAUGUUUGUACGAAGCUAAAACAUUGAAACUUAUGCAUGUACAAAAUGGGACUGAUGUUAUACACCCCAAUGAAACCCAAGCUGCUGCUGAUACCAUCAUCACAAACAUGGAGACCUAUGCCAAUGAGAAGCAAACUAAUCUAGAGAGUUCUUUAGGGACUUUAGGGGUACAGGAAGCCAUAUUUUCUGGUUCAACUCAACCUUGUGUACUACCUAAUCUUAUCACAUCAACAUAUAGUUUGCCUGGCUAUGACCCAAAUGUUGUGCCAUGGAAAAUAUGAAUAUUUUCAUACAUGUUAAAUAACAAAACAUUAUCAAACUUUCAUGUAGCAUAAUUUCAUUAAAAUCAAAAAUGUUAAUGCUGUUUGUAGUAUAAGAAAUUGUUAUGUAAGCAUUAGCGCUACAUGUAAUAUUUCAUCAUUGAAAUGAUACUUUCUGUAUUACAUGUAUACAAAAUUGUUACAUUGCUUACAAUUAAGUCUCAAAUACUUAUUGUUGAAAUUAUAUCAUUUUAUUAUUA
Owenia fusiformis is the source of this 2651-nucleotide messenger RNA. The record is from the annotation of a GenBank genome assembly. Lineage: Eukaryota; Metazoa; Annelida; Polychaeta; Sabellida; Oweniidae.